Pelecanus crispus (Dalmatian pelican) is the source of this 2006-nucleotide messenger RNA. Lineage: Eukaryota; Metazoa; Chordata; Aves; Pelecaniformes; Pelecanidae. The record is from RefSeq and is a predicted model, not a curated record.
AACAACCUAGGUAUCCUGUGGUCUGAAAGGGAUGAAAUUAAAACUGCGCAAACUUACUUGGAAUCUGCAGAAGCUUUGUAUAAUCAAUACAUGAAAGAGGAUGGAAAUCCUCCCCUGGAUCCCAGUGAACAUUUCAUGGCAGAAGAAGAAAAACUCACAGACCAAGAACGAUCCAAAAGGUUUGAAAAAGCCUAUACACAUACUCUGUAUUAUCUGGCACAAGUCUACCAACACCUGGAGAUGAUUGAGAAGGCUGCUCAGUAUUGCCAUACUACUCUUAAACGACAGCUCGAGUAUUGUGGCUACUACCCGGUAGAAUGGGCACUCAAUGCUGCUACUUUGUCACAGUACUAUCUCUCUAAGCAAUGCUUUAUGGAGUCCCGACACUGUUUAGCAGCGGCCAGUGUCAUCUUUAGCCAAGCUGGACAGGUGCCAUCUGCUGAAGACAAUGAAACGGAGCAAGACCAACAAGACCUUCGACAGAGAAAAGCUGAAAUUGCAAGGUGCUGGAUUAAGUAUUGCCUGAAUCUCCUGCAAAGCGCUCGGAAAUUACUUGAGGAUAACAUAGGAGAACUGGAUCCAGACAGGCAAUUGGAACUUAAAGCCCAAAGGAAGAAAGAGGAGGAUGAAAAAGAGAAGGGCAGGAAAAAAGCUGUCCUUUUUGGGACGAGCGAUAUAUGUGACUCUGUCUUAGCCAUGGAAGAGAAAGUGAGCAGCGUAUAUCCUUUAGAUUUUCAAGAAGCCAGAGAAAUCUUCCUAGUUGGUCAGAACUAUGUUCAGGAAGCAAAAGAGUUCUUUCAGGUUGAUGGUUACGUUACUGACCAUAUUGAAAUUGUUCAGGAUCACAGUGCUUUGUUUAAGGUACUUGCUUUCUUUGAAGAAGACUAUGAGAGACGUUGCAAAAUGCACAAGCGUAGAAUAGACAUGCUGGAGCCUAUAUGUGCAGACUUGAAUCCACAGUACUAUCUGUUGAUUAGUAGGCAGCUUCAGUUUGAACUAGCCGACACCUAUUACGAGAUGAUGGAUUUAAAGGUAGCUAUCGGUAACAGGUUAGAGGAGCUAGACUCCCACACAAUUAAAAAAAUUAAUUCUCUGGCUCAGUUAGCGAUCAAAUAUUAUGAACUCUUCUUAGAUUCUUUGAGGAACCCAGAUAAGGUGUUUCCUGAACAGCUCGAGGAAGAUGUUCUUCGCCCUGCGAUGGUGGCUAAAUUUCAUAUUGCACGACUGUAUGGUAAGCUCAUUACUUCGGAUAGCAAAAAGCAACUGGAAAACAUGCAGACAUCAUUGGAAUAUUACACAUUUCUGGUAGACUAUUGUGAGAAGUACCCAGAUGCUGUCCGUGCCGUUGAAACUGAACUAGAACUCAGUAAGGAGAUGGUGGGUCUUCUUCCAACAAGAAUGGAGAGGCUAAGAGCAAAACUCUGUCCGUUCAUAUAAAUACUUGCCUUGAAGGAAAUGUGCACUAUUAAAAUGAUAUCUGUCCAAACCACUGCUGUCAGACAGCUUCCGUACUGAUUGGUAGAACUAAGGUGUCAGCAGGUCGGCCGGGCACCUAGAGCCUGCGGUCGCGUAACUUCACGAGAAACUCGGAGCUCUCCGGUUCAGUAGCUCACCCACACUAAUGGUAUACACUUUAAAUGUAAAGUGAAUGUCCAGCUAAUGCUUUGUAUUGUUUGUCCUGUAUGUAAAUAUAAACCUUUUCUCCCUUACCGGUUUUUCCUUCAGCAUAUGGUUCAGUUUCUAAAUGUAGUGCUGUAUGAAAAUUGUUUCUUUUAAGAGAAUCACUUUAGGAAAAUUUUUCUAAGAAACCUGAGGCACGUUCUUCCAACUGGAAUAUAUUUUAUCCUUUCUAACCUUUGUCCCCAGAAAACUUUAUCCGUAUGAAGGGAACUUUAUGUUAUUUUCAGUAUUUAUUUUGUAUGUUGCUCAGUGUUUUCUUUUUUCCCCCCCUGUUAAUCCAAACCUAGCUGAUAGAGGCUCAAUAAAUGGACUAGCUUGGCUAAAUG